AUGGGCCGGUGGAAUCUUUCUCUGGCCAUCAUUGCAUGGGCGUGUGCGGGCCUCGCGCAAGCUGGCUGCCCGAACGCCACAAGCCUGAGUCCAUGCACGUGCGACUACUACGGCAUCAACUGCAUGCGAGCCCAGCGCGCCGGGCAGCUGAGGCUUGCCUUCGAGAGCGGUGACGCUGAAACCAGAGACCACAGGUAUUUGUGGAUCCAGAAUACGCCAAUCAAGUCUUUCAGAGGCGGAGUGCUGGGAUCCUUCAAGUUCGAGAACGUCCACAUUGACCACAAUGCCAACUUGAGUAACUUCACUUUGGAUUCCCUGAGCCACAUGAACAAGGUCGUCGUCGUGCUCAGUUUGCAUGGCAACGCCCUGCGGAAGAUUGAGUAUGAUAAGCUGCGGAGUUUCACAUCGCUGGAGAGCCUCGACCUUGGCGGCAACAAGCUGAAAACCGUGCCGCCAAAUGCGUUCCAUAGCAUCCGCCUGCAGAGGCUUUCAUUGAUGGGAAACCCGAUCAGGGAGAUCGGAGCAGCGGCCUUCUUCGGCCUCACCAAUCUGACCGAACUUAUCCUGAGUCACACGAGACUUAUGAAACUGGGAGGACACUCGCUGUCCCUUAUUCGGGCAAACCGGAACCUCAAGAUUGACCUCUCGCAUGCUAGGAUCAAGACCAUCGAAGAGACCGCCUUCGACGCUGCGAUGCCCCUUGAGGUGGACCUGUCCCACAAUAACCUCACCGGGCUGAGGAGGAGGCCCUUCGAAGGACUCAUGACCCGCAUGGUUUCGAACGUACGGGGUCGGGAACUUACACCAGUCGUCAAAGUCGAAGGCAAUCCUCUGACUUGUGAAGGAUGCUCGUACGUGUGGAUCGUCCAUUCUAGGAUGCGGAAACGCAUAGAUCGUAUUUUCGAAGGCUUCAAGUGUCCGGACGGUCUCAAUUCGACCAGCCUCACCGCUCCGAAAAUCCGGUGCAAGGCUUCGUGGACCUCCGGCGCCAUCGGAUAA
Rhipicephalus sanguineus (brown dog tick) is the source of this 999-nucleotide messenger RNA. Its product is annotated as insulin-like growth factor-binding protein complex acid labile subunit. The coding region runs from base 1 to 999 and encodes 332 amino acids. The record is from RefSeq and is a predicted model, not a curated record. NCBI's taxonomy places the organism in Eukaryota, Metazoa, Arthropoda, Arachnida, Ixodida, Ixodidae. The transcript is spliced from 5 exons. Gene Ontology annotation, molecular function: protein binding.